CGAAAACUAAACAAAAAAAACAAUAGAUGUCUAGAGGUUAAAUAAUAAAAUAUGAGGUAGAUAUGUAUGAGAGUAAAUCGAAAAGAAAGAACGAUAAACGUAAAUAGAAUCAACAAUCUCCGAUAGCAGAUUAUGAAAAUGAUAAAAAAAAGGUUGGGAGGUGGACACCUGAGGAGGAUGAGAAGCUUUAAAAAUUGAUUGAAGGUUUUGAAUAGAAAUUAAUGAGUAGAAUAUGGAGAAAAGAGUUGGCGUAUCAUAAGUGACAUGAUGGAAGGUCGUAGUGCUAUAUAAUGUUUACAUCGAUGGACUAAAAUACUUAAACCUGGACUAAAGAAAGGUAUUUUUAAUGUGUUUAUAGUUUAGGACCAUGGUAAGAUGAUGAAGAUGAGAAGCUAUUAGAAUGGGUAAAGAAUAAUGGACCUUGUAAAUGGUCUUUAUGUGCUGAAAAUAUAGCAGGAAGAUCAGGAAAAUAAUGUAGAGAAAGAUGGUUUAACAAUCUCAAUCCUAAUGUUAAAAAAGGAGGAUGGACAUCUGGUUUAUAUCUAAUCACUAUUCGUAGAGGAGGAUCAUGAAAUAUUUAAGGGCUAUCUAUAGUACUCAUCAUCUUGGUCAAAAAUUGCUAAGAACUUAUCAGGAAGAACUGAAAAUUCUGUUAAGAAUAGGUUUUAUUCUACUGUUAGAAAAUUGUUGGCUGAUUAAGAGAAAAAUGGAAUAUCAUUAAAGGUAAAUCCGAUUUCAUUUAUUAUUUUAGAUGCUUGAAGCUUAGGGUGAAAAUGGUACAUCUGCAUUAUAAACAUUUGUUAAAGAGCAUCUUUAAAAAUAUGAAUAACAAAUGUAAAUGUAAAUCGAAUAGGAGGAACCAGACUCAGAUAAAUCAAUACAAGAAGAAAAAUUAGAAGAAUCUGAAAUUAAAUCUGAAGAUGAUGAUGAUGAUAGCAAAUCAAGAAAGAAAAUACAAGCAGAAACAUAUCAAGAAUAAAAUUUACUUUAUAGAUUACUUAAAUAAUAGGGAGGACCUAUUAAAAGAACUUCAUGUAUGAAAGAUUAUUCUACAAUCUAUAAAAAAUAUAAAAAAAGGUAUAAUUAAAAAAAGAAAGAUAAAAAAUUGUCAGAUAAAGUGGAAAAUCUAAGAAAGAUGAUUCUUAAAAAAGAUGAUUACAAAAAUUCAUCAGAGGAAAAAGAAUUAGAUUUUUAAUAAAAUCUUGAAUAAUAAUUAGCUAACUUUUCGCAAUAAAAAAUUGAUGCUCAAUCUCAAAAUGGGGAUUCUGAUAAAAUGAAUGAAUUUUAAGAAAAAUUAUUAGCAUUUUUUAAUUAACAAUUAAAUGAAGUCAUGAAAAAAUUUUAUGUUGAAAUGGGGGAUCCUAAAUAAGCCAAAUGGUAAAUGAUUCUUGCUCCUGAUGAAAAUAAAAUUUAAUAAUAAUAAUAAUAAUAAUAACAAUAAUAAUUAUAAGAAAAUAAAAAAAAAACAAAAAGACAAAUUGCUAAAAGUGUUAAAGUCAAGGAAGAAGAAGAUGAACAAAAUUAAAUGGUCAUGAAUACAUUUCUUUAGAAAUUUAAUCAUCUGGGGUAAAUUGGAAUCACUCAAUUAGGGUAUUAUAUUAUACUUAAUUUUAGAGCAAAUGUAAAUGAAGGUAAAAAUGAAACUGAAAAUCAAAUGGUUCAAGAUGCAAAAAUUGAUUAAAAGAUGAUGUUCUUAAUUAGUUAGUUACAUACAUUAGAGAAUAUGCUAGGUGAUACAAAAAAGGAAUUCAGUAGAUUAGAAGCUAGUCUUUAUGAAAAAAUCAACAAUACUUCAUUUCACUCAAACAAUUCGAGUGAAAAGAACUGAUAAUUAAUUAUUGUUAUUUAAAUUCUUUGAUUUAGUGUCAGCC
Paramecium sonneborni is the source of this 1871-nucleotide messenger RNA. Lineage: Eukaryota; Ciliophora; Oligohymenophorea; Peniculida; Parameciidae. The record is from the annotation of a GenBank genome assembly.